AACUGAGUCGACUUCCACUGAUGAUACGGGAAAUAACCCCGCUAUACUUUAUCGCUCUCACCACUAUCCAUCUACGCUCAUUCGCUCUCUAAUCUUUCGGCUUCUUUCCAGGCUUUUUCCCAUCUAGCAUAUCAUUCUGUUCAGACGUGUCUCUAUCCGUAAAAUAGAGCUCAUACAUACCUUACCUUAGAUACUUGAGUAUCCGAAAGACGAUACAUAAAGCCAUGGUUCGACGAGAAGCAAGCCACGCUGGCUCGUGGUACACGGACGACGGGCCUACACUGUCCUCCCAGCUUGACCAAUGGCUCGAUCAAGUGCCCGACACCAUUGACGGUGUAGGAGACAUUCCCUCCAAGGGCGCCAGAAUCAUCAUUGCCCCUCACGCAGGAUAUUCGUACUCGGGACCGCCAGCUGCAUGGGCAUACAAGUCAUUAGAUUUAUCACAGGCAAAACGCAUCUUCCUCCUCGGCCCCUCGCACCACGUCUACCUGUCUGGCUGCGCUCUCUCGCAAUGCGACAGCUACGAGACUCCUCUAGGGGACCUGAAACUCGACCGAACCACUAUCGAAGAGCUCGAAGCCACGGGCAAAUUCGACAGCAUGUCGCAAUCUACAGACGAAGACGAGCAUAGUCUCGAAAUGCAUCUCCCGUACAUCUACAAAGUCCUUUCAAGAAGUUUCUCCUCGCCCUUCGAAUACCCCCUCCUCAUCCCCAUUCUGGUUGGCGCAACGAGUCGCCAGACCGAGCGGUCAUUUGGAUCUCUUCUCGCGCCCUACCUGCGCGACCCGACAUCAGUCUUCAUCAUCAGCUCUGAUUUCUGCCAUUGGGGCCUGCGUUUCCGAUAUACAUACUACCUACCUUCAUUAUCCACCUCCUCUUCUGCACACAACGACGACGACGACUCGGCAGAUGCAACGAGCGGCCACACGCUCAGAAGCGGGGACAGACCGCCCAAAGACCCGCCCAUUCACGAGAGCAUUGCGCGACUCGACCGCUUGGCCAUGCGAGCCGUCGAGUCAGGCUCCCAUGGCACGUUUUUGAAUAAUCUGCGAGACACGGGCAACACGGUCUGCGGCCGACACCCCAUUGGCCUCGUCAUGGCUGCACUGGAAACGCUCAAUCUCGAUGCCUCGUCUGGUAAAGGCCGAUUCAAGUUUGUCCGGUACGAGCGCAGUAGCGACUGCGUCCGGGUUACAGAUAGUAGUGUGAGCUAUGCCAGUGCUUUUGCCGUUCUGUAGGUCGUUUUUGCCUUCCAUUCUAUUCACAGGUCCUUUUUCUCCCAUUCCAUACAGAUCUUCCCAAAGUCCUUGCUAUCUAGAUUCCAAUAUCUUAUUAUACAC
Messenger RNA from Xylona heveae TC161, 1340 nucleotides. Its product is annotated as DUF52 domain-containing protein. NCBI's taxonomy places the organism in Eukaryota, Fungi, Ascomycota, Xylonomycetes, Xylonales, Xylonaceae. The record is from RefSeq and is a predicted model, not a curated record. The coding region runs from base 225 to 1238 and encodes 337 amino acids. The transcript is spliced from 4 exons.